Anopheles coluzzii is the source of this 3671-nucleotide messenger RNA. RefSeq lists its product as uncharacterized. The transcript is spliced from 8 exons. Lineage: Eukaryota; Metazoa; Arthropoda; Insecta; Diptera; Culicidae. The coding region runs from base 48 to 941 and encodes 297 amino acids. The record is from RefSeq and is a predicted model, not a curated record.
CUAGCGAAAACUGGAGGAACGGGUUAUCCCGUGCAAAACGCGAAGUGAUGGCCGACAAAGAUAAAUGUUUUAGCGUGAAUGCAAUAAUUGUUCUGCUGGUUGCUCACUUUUGUGCUUCAGUAGCCAGCACGGGAUUGAGGAAUCUCUCAUUGUCCAUCAAACCACCGUGGGUGAGACGUGGUCAGGAGGCACAGCUACACUGUCAGUAUGAGAUGGAAGGCACACCGCUCUACUCCGUCAAAUGGUACCGAGGCACGCUGGAGUUCUACCGAUAUUCACCGUUCGAAAAUCCACCAGCAAAAAUCUUUCCAUUUACUGGUAUUAAAGUAGAUAUGACCGUAUCGAAUGCAACACACGUAACGUUACGAAAUGUGGGGUUUAAUUUAUCGGGUAAUUUCACAUGCGAAGUUACAGCGGAUGCACCUUCCUUCUACACGGGCGUUGCAACAAAUGUGUUAACGGUAGUAGAACUACCUCAUUCUCCACCAACCCUAUGGACGGAACACACCAAAUACGAUCCGGGCGAUAUUCUACGAGCUAACUGUUCUACACCACCGUCGAAGCCUGGGGCCACGAUAACGUUUCUACUGAACAGUAUGACGGUCGGGACAGAAUCGACAGUGCUGCAUCCUACGCACGACAAUCUUCACUGGGCAUCGCGGGAUCUUACAAUCCAGCUACUGCCUUCCCAUUACUCAACGGGGCAGCUAAUAUUGCGAUGCUUGGCUGAAGUUGGCACUAUUUACUCGGAGGUAUCGCAAGCACCGCUGGAAUCUAGCCGCAAGGAACCCAUUCCAGAGCGAGUUACAUCCCCCAACUGUGCCGCCACACUGACAAGAUGCAGAAAAUCUCACCGGCAACAUCUUUGGGUUACCACUAUAGCAAUGUUUGUGAUAUUGGCUGUAAUACACUCCUACCGGCCGAGCUCGCUGCUCCGAUAGCUUUCACCGAUUUCACCAUUGUACUACAACAGAGUCCAGUCAGCAACAUCAUGAGCGAAUGUGUCAGAGUGAAGAAUUAAACUGGUAGCGAAUGAGAGGAUAAGGAUCUAAAAAUGUCCGCCGGGAACGCUUAACAUGUGUAGCAUUUUCUGGCCAGUUUGCAUACCCUGCAAGCGUUCAAAUCUGUAGAUUGCGUACACGAAGUAACCAACUUGACAGAUCGCUCGCACUCGGCCAUAAACGGGGUAUAAUCGUUGAACCACCAUGAGAUGCAUCGUACUCAUUGUAGGGAUUGAACGUGUAGAGUCAACUUUAUCCCGGUAACAUAAGUAAGUGUAUCUCGACACAUACUUCUCCUAACGGAUGCUAGAAAGCAGCUGGCCAAAACAGUGGCAGGAGAAAGCAAUCGUUGAAAUAACUGACAUAAAACAAAGAAAUGGUCGUCUUGCAAUGUAGUGCAGAAACCGUAAAAUAGUGUGAAUGUAAAUGUUGUGCAGGCAGAAGAAAUAGAAUUUAAACAGAAUGCUGCAAACUGAUGUUAAAAAAUAACGUCAAAUAGAAGCAGCCGGCCGCAAGUGUAACUAUGUUGACUGAAUAACACGUGUGAAUUGUUUUUAUGGUCAGAGGAAAACAUUGAUGGGUAGAAAAUUAAUUAACAAAAAUCUAGCAAAACUAACAGUGGAAACAGUGGAAAGCAGGAUUGUUGACAGGUAAAUUGAUGCUAGCAUUACGAUAACCUUUCGUACGACAUUUACAAAGCAACCGCAGUAGCAGCAGCAGUAGCAACAGUAUCGGAGUCAAUGGGUACUAAUAGACGUGUCAACAGGCAGCCAAAACAAAACAUAACUACCGGUAUGCAUGGAGGACUUACUUGUUGUUAGAAAUAUUAUUUUAAACAACGAUAGGACGCAAUUUUUACACCCAACAAUGGUAAAUACGAGGUGCGACAGCAGUUGUGAAUGAUGUAAUAGGCGCCUGCAAUCUGUUGUGAUUUUUUUUGCAAAUUCUUAAUGAAAACCCACGUGUAGUGAAGCAAAACUGUAAGCCGAGUGAGAAAAAUUGUUACAAAACGUAAGCAAACUGGGAGUGGUCGUAUUGCUGAUGUGAAGGAGAUUCCUUCUUGAUCCAUAACGAAACACGUAUCCAACGUAUCCCCUUACCGCCCGAAUGUGAAACGAUUCGCUCGCACCUCAAACGAAGCUCUUUUUCCAGUUCGCAUAACAAAAACAAAAACUUGUAUAAUUAGAUUACGAACGUGUGCACCGAACGCUGGUACAUGAGUACACAAGUAGUGCGGUACACAGAAGGUAAAAAAAACUUCAUUAAAACAAAACAUUGACGUAGGGUAAUGUUGCGAGUAAGCUGAGCCCAAUAGCAGGAGCUAAACAAACUUGAAAAUAAAAAAAAAUACAGUUUUUUUUUUGGGCUACGGGCAAUCGGUUUUUAAGCGCUACUGUUACACGUGCAGGCGCGCAUGGAAGGCUAGGUCCAGGGGAAUUAGGGAAACUUGUGGUUGAAUAAAGAUGGUGUAAGGAACGAUGUACACUCUUAAGCUACACACAAGCUAGAAUGGGCACGUACGUAUUGAUAAGCCGUCUUACACUUACCACCUCACCACACGCACAUGCAAGUCAACGUUGAAAAACUAUCGUUCAUAGGUGACACACACCACAUCAAGGCAAACGCAAGGAUAAUAGCCACUGCACGAAGGUAAUUAAGAAGCAAAGAAAGCCGAGACAUUGUCAGUUGCUGUUAAGCGCUGCUAAACGAUAUCAAUGAGGCGAAGAAGGAUGGCAAUGGGAAAGAAACCGUACAGCAAUACUCUUCUCCGGAACGGUCGGAAACCGUUCAUCGUACGUCACUUAAUUAUCAACGCACGAGUGACACAUGGCAAUCGUUCAGCUAGAUUCAGAGGUUAGCAUCAGCAAUACCAGACAAAGGAUGUCUUCUCAGUAAAUCGGAAAAGGAGCAUGGACAGCUGAAACCUUUCUCUGCAGCAGUAGUCUGAGACAUUGGGCAAGAAUACUAAGAAAUGUAAGGAAAUUUGAUGCAAUUGAUUGUUUAAGCUGAGUCAAUGGACAUUUUCAUAGUCUUCAAUGCAAUAUUUCCAACAUGUAGUGCUAUACUUAUAGUUAAAACACAUUUUAUUACUGUUUAUAUUGAAAUUAACAUCUCAUUUGUAUCGUUACUGGACUCUGAAGAGGUCGUAUAAAACAAUUUAUAUUCAAAACUCCAAAUACAUUUCAUUAUUACUUACAUUUAUAAGUAUACGGACGUUGCUGUACGUAGCCCUUUUCCUGUUUUUUUUUUUUAUUUUCAUUCUAAUUGAGUCGCUUCAAGGGUAGACGCGUUAGCGUCUUGCAAAGGCCGGACAUGGUUUGAUUGGCAACGUUACCCUCAGCAGUUUAGGCUGACUAAUCAGCUUCGUGGUCAACAUAAGUCCAGAAAGCCUAUAUAAGAUCGGCAUGACAGCGUUUGAUAAUCACGUCAAGUAUAAUAUGUAAAUAAUUUUCAACGGUUGAUAAAACUAUACAGUUCUUUUUCUAUUUUUAUUUCAUUUCAUUACUUCAUUUAUUUCUAUUUUUCAUACUGAUUUUAAUAAAGAUUCAUCGUUUUAAGUGUUGGAAUGUAACGACGAUAAGUAGCAGUUAGAUUGAUUAAUUUUUAUUUUGGGGACAAAAUGUAAGGUUAUAUCUUGUUCUGUUUUAUUUAUUUCAAUAUUCAAUAUUA